This is a messenger RNA of Tremella mesenterica DSM 1558, 1374 nucleotides long. RefSeq lists its product as uncharacterized. The record is from RefSeq and is a predicted model, not a curated record. The transcript has 11 exons. The coding region runs from base 1 to 1374 and encodes 457 amino acids. NCBI's taxonomy places the organism in Eukaryota, Fungi, Basidiomycota, Tremellomycetes, Tremellales, Tremellaceae.
AUGUCAACCAAUAAACCAACGAGAACUCAUUUGAUACUCCUCCUUCAUGGUCUAUACGGUUCACCUGACAACUUGACCGUUUGCGCUCAAGAAUUGAACAAAGCAACUUCAAAAUCAUCUUUACAAGUCAAAGUCUUAGUGGCGAAGAGUUAUAUGGGUAGUCAUACUUGGGAUGGAAUCGAUAUAAAUGCUAGGAGGGUAUACAAAGAGCUACACGCUCAUAUAGAUUUACUAAAGAAGGAGAACCAAGAAGUCACAGCUUUUUCAAUAAUGGGAUAUAGUUUAGGAGGAUGUAUAGCUAGGUAUUUAUUAGGGUUAUUAGCUAUGGAUCCUGGUUUUUUCAAGAGACAUGAACCAGUGGGAUUUUCAACAUUUGCUAGUCCUUAUCUAGGUGUAUUGAAGUAUAGAACAAGAAUGAACACUUUCGUUCAUUCCAUCGGUCGUAGGGUUUUGUCAAGAACGGGACAACAAUUGUAUAUGUUGGAUAAAGAUCAUGGAAGACCUUUAUUAUCUGUUCUUGCUGAUCCGGACCUAAUCUUCUUGCAAACGUUGAAACGUUUCCCUCGAAUAUUGGUAAUUGCCAACGGAUGCCAUGACCUGACCGUUCCUUAUCCAACAGCCACUUUCUCCCUUUCUGACCCUUUCGUAGACUACGCGACCAAUGGUCUUAUGGUAGAGACCGAUCCGGAUCAUGUGGUGACUUCUUUCCGACUCCCCGGUCGGUCAAGCACAUCCAUGUAUGAUAAGCAUAAUUCUUCCUUCAAUUUGAAGAACGAGAAACUCUCGAAUGAUGAUUCUCGACCUAGUGAUGGUGGUACUCAAGUGAACAGAAGAGUGAUGGAGGAAAACAAUGAAGAAGAGGAGGACCAUGAAGAAGAUGAAGUUGAGGAUUUACUAGGUUUGACAACACAAACUCGGGUUGUGGAACAAGUACGAAAAAGACAUUUCAUUCCACCUGUUUUCGUAUUACCUUAUCCAUUCCCUUUUUCCCAUUUACCGUUAUUGAUAGCACCUAUUUGGUUCUUAUUUGCCAUCAUUGUCGCACUUUCCGCAUUGGUGUUGAUAGCUAUUCAAUCAUUUGCAGACUCAGAAUCAUCAUCAAGAAGUACCUCACCUCUUUAUACAGAAUCACCAGACUCAGAACAUUCAUCACUCGUUCCUCUUCUCUUGACUGAAGAACAGAAGGUUAUCGUUAGGAAUUUGAAUGGGGAAUUGCCACAAGUUCAAAAAGUCGUAGCUUGGUUUCCGUAUGCUUUUAAUAGUCACGCUAUGUUGAUUGUCCGAAGCGGGGCGCGCUUCCCGUGGCAAGAAGAUGCACGCGGUUUAGUUCGUCGUUGGGCCGAAUGGAUGAUCGAUGGACCUUCGACCAUCUGA